AUGUCUUCAGAGGCUUCCCCCAAGAGUGACUUUAACCCGAUCAAACAACUGAUUGAGGACCGGUGCGAUGAACUGAGACGAGACUCCACCGCAAUCCGGGAUGACAUGAAGGGUUUGGCCCGAGCUCUCCACGAGCAUGAACCGGACGUCGAAACUAUGCGAACCUACGCCGAUGAAGCUCAUGAGUCUGUCCAGGCUAUCAGAGAAGAGUCGAGCUUGGUGAUGUCAAGAUUCGACAGCCUCGACCGCUUUAUCAGCAAUCUACAAGAUCAGCAAGACGACUUCCGCCACCACGUGCUUGAUAUUGCGAAGGAGUCUCGAAAUCGAUCUCACGCGCACUCGUAG
This is a messenger RNA of Anthostomella pinea, 345 nucleotides long. The record is from the annotation of a GenBank genome assembly. NCBI's taxonomy places the organism in Eukaryota, Fungi, Ascomycota, Sordariomycetes, Xylariales, Xylariaceae.